CAAUUGUUUCUCUGGAUUCUGAUUGGCGAGCUGUGCAGUUGGAAAAACAGGACACGCCAUAUUGACAAUUUUUGAAGAGAGUGCUACAUUUCUGGGUAGAAAUGGCUAAAUAGCUUUGUUUUAUCAACGGGAGACUCUGAGAUGUUGCACACGGGGGCGAUGGGUGAGGCCUCCAUGGAAGGUUGGUCCUACACCGAUGGGUCUAGUAUCUGCCUGCGGAGUCGUCCGAGCUCCAGUGAGAGAGACAGCCAGGUGCGGGCUGUCAGAGUGGCUCUUCUGUCCAAGCUGGGGCCCUACGAACCCGUCCUGACCUACCUACAGUCUGUUCUGGUGUGGGAACGACCUUUCCACAGUGUCCUUCUCUACAUUGUUGUCAACAUUGUAUUCUGGUUCUUUGCUUUGACUUCACUGCGUUUGCUGUUCCUGCUGGCGACAGGCCUGGCUGUGCUUGUAUUUGCUGAUACCUGGAGGAAUAAGAUCUGGCCAGAAAUUAGAGUCAGAAAGUUGGAAGAAACAGAAAAUGAGAGCUGGGGUCUGGUGCAACCCGGCAUCCUCAGUGUGCCUGAACUGUGCCAUCACUUAGCAGAGGUCUGGGUCAGUUCGUCCAUUUUCACAUCCAGCAUGGUGGAAUACAAACGACAAAACCCUGGCAAUUUCUGUGUCCUGAUCUGUGGAGUUUUCUCCUGCUUGGCUAUGAUUGGAUACUACAUUCCUGGAUUGGUGCUCUUCUACUUUGCAUUGUUGGCCUCUCUACUCGCCCCUCUGGCUGCCUAUCACCGGGUCUUUCAGCAUCUGUAUGUCAGGCUGGAGCCAGUCCUGCAGCGGCUGGACUUCAGUGUUCGUGGAUAUAUGAUGUCAAAGCCCAUUGAUAAUCAGUUCCUGCGAAGACCUUUACGUGGUGCAGCCUCAGACGAAGCAAGCGACAGUGAGGAGGAGCUGGCUGCAUUUUGUCCAAAAUUUGAUGAUGCUGAUGCUGCCAAAGAACUUGCACUGACUGAUUCAGAGCACUCUGAUGCUGAGGUGUCCUAUACAGACAAUGGAACCUUUAAUCUUUCCCGGGGUCAGACCCCGCUUACAGAGGGCUCUGAAGACCUUGACAGACACAGUGAUGCUGAGGAAUCUUUUGCUCAAGAUCUCCCAGACUUCCCGUCCAUAAACCCUGACGCCACUUUAAUGGAUGAUGACGACGACACAAGCAUUGGGCUUCCCAGUCUGGGCCCGUCUGGCCUGGGGAGUCAUCGCGCCUCGGUGUUAGACGUGGAUGCACAUCUGGACUCCGACCAGGAGGAACUGGAUGCAGAACUCUCCCUCAGCGGCCUCCCAUCCGCCUCAGAUUUCAGUGGAGAGUUGGCCGGAGCGAUUGCCAGCAACAUGAUCCAGGCGGCGAUCGCCGGGGCGUUGCAGCCUCGGCCUCCUCCCGCCCAGCGGAGACAAGCCCACCCUAGAUCUGUGUCCCACAGAAGCUACCGCAAACAGUCCAGCUCUGAGUUUGACACGGACUUAGACGCAGAAGACUUUGAAAUGCUGGACCAGUCUGAACUGAACCAGAUGGAUCCGUUUGGAGGAGGGGGGGCAAGACGAGGCGAGAGUCAGGGUUCUAAUUUCUUAGCGAGCCUUCUUGGUAAACCACAGUGAAGAGCGUGUGCUGCUGUGUGUGUGCGAUAGUCUAAAAUUGACCAGCAUAGAAAACAACUUUAGUUCCAGCUGUCCUGCUUCUGGUAGGCAAAUAUUUCUCACUGUGAAGUAUUAUAUAUUUUUCCCAUUUUUAUUUACCAUUCCUGGUCUACUCUGAUCAGCGAGAACUUAUUUAAUUUGUAGGCUGAGCAAUAGGAAAUACAACCACAAAAUAAAACACAGUGUGACAUUUGAUAAAGUAGCAAUAUCAAAGUCAAAAAUUAUACUCUUAAAAACCUACAGGAGUGCCCAUUAAAUCUUUUCUACUUUUAAUUCAAGACAAACAGGGCUAUUUAACAUAGGACCAAAUAUGACAUUCCUGUUGCUUGAGCUGUGCCAUGUUUGACACUGAUAUUCUGGAAAACAUUCAAUAUUCAAGAUUAUUUCAUUAUUCUGUCUUUUAAGAGAAGAUAUUUCAUUUUAGCUUCUUAACAGGACUUUAUUAUAGGAGGUGAAUUUGUCUGAUUUCUGCAAGUUUUCAGAGCUUUACUUGGGUUUUUAAACUCUUGCUUUCCUACUGAUGCUGUAGAACACAUCUUUAUUUGUUUUUGUUUUUUUUAUCCCAGACUAAAGUCUUAAAGAGAGAAAAGUAUUUCUUUUAAUUAACUAGGAUUUUUUUUCAAAUGCAAAAGAGAUCCGUGAUUAAAUCCCCAAUUGUUUUUAUCUCCCUUCCCCUCUGAAUAACCCUUCUAAACAUGCAAGGGUAAUAUAUUACAUCUUGUCCUUGUAUGUUCAUUUGGAAAUAUGUUUACAUCAAAAUUGUAUAAAGAUUGAGCUCAUAUUUUUUAAAACUUUGGUACAUCGAGGUUUAAAGUGAUAUUCGUAAAGAUCUGUCUGAUUUAUCUGUGUGUUGGGGAAAAUAUGGCACUUUAAACCUGAAAAACUCACAGGGAUUUAUUUAAUCUUAAUUGCUGUUUAUUGGUUAAAACAAAAAGCAGUUUCUUUUAUUUUUAAAAGAUUAAUCUUAUCUGAAACAUUUUUUGUGCUUCAAACAAAAAACAGCUGGAUCCUAAUUUGAGUAACUGAAGUAGAAAAUGAAUGCACUGAUGGAUAGCAAGGAGGAUUUUGGGGGGUUUGUUAGACUUGGGUUUUAAUUUUUCUCCAAGCUGCUCUAUGAAAAGGUAAAUCUUCAGUUUUAAGUGUUCUCUAGUCUGCUAAGUUAAUGUGCAUAGAAUUGUAUUUUCUCUGUAUCUGGUUUUGAUAUAUUUUGAAGUGCAACAUACAUUGAAUAAAAUGUUU
This is a messenger RNA of Cyprinodon variegatus (sheepshead minnow), 2913 nucleotides long. RefSeq names its product family with sequence similarity 134 member C (gene retreg3). Gene Ontology annotation, biological process: reticulophagy. The coding region runs from base 142 to 1635 and encodes 497 amino acids. The record is from RefSeq and is a predicted model, not a curated record. Lineage: Eukaryota; Metazoa; Chordata; Actinopteri; Cyprinodontiformes; Cyprinodontidae. The transcript has 10 exons.